UAAUUUCCAACUAAAAUAUUAUCCAAUGCUAAAUAGUGUCUCCUUAAAUAGUCAACUUAAGUGGUUCUUCUUCAUUUUAUAGCUCAAUCUUUCUUGUUUGAUUCAACCAUGGAGAACCAAUACUCCUACUCAUUCUCUUCCUACUUCUACUUAGCUAUAGCACUGUUUCUUCUUCCAACUUUAAUCAAAUAUAUUUUCCAUCAGAGAAGAAAUCUACCUCCAAGUCCAUUUUCUUUUCCAAUAAUUGGUCACCUUUACCUUCUCAAGAAAACUCUCCAUCUGACUCUAACAUCCUUAUCAGCUAAAUAUGGUCCUGUUUUAUACCUCAAGUUGGGCUCUAUGCCUGUGAUUGUUGUGUCCUCACCAUCUGCUGUUGAAGAAUGUUUAACCAAGAAUGAUAUCGUAUUCGCAAAUAGGCCCAAGACCAUGGCCGGUGACAAGUUUACCUACAAUUAUACUGUCUAUGUUUGGGCACCCUAUGGCCAACUUUGGAGAAUUCUUCGCCGAUUAACUGUCGUUGAACUCUUCUCUUCACAUAGCCUACAGAAAUCUUCUAUCCUUAGAGAUCAAGAAGUUGGAAUAUUUAUCCGUUCGUUAUACAAAUUCUCAAAGGAUAGUAGCAAAAAUAUCGAUUUGACCAACUGGUCUUUUACUUUUGUUUUCAACCUUAUGACCAAAAUUAUUGCUGGCAGACAUAUUGUGAAGGAGGAAGAUGCUGGCAAGGAAAAGGGCAUAGAAAUUAUUGAAAAACUUAGAGGGACUUUCUUAGUAACUAUAUCGUUCUUGAAUAUGUGUGAUUUCUUGCCAGUAUUCAGGUGGAUUGGUUACAAAGGGCUGGAGAAGAAGAUGGCCUCAAUUCACAAUAAAAGAAAUGAAUUCUUGAACAGCUUGCUUGAUGAAUUUCGACACAAGAAAAGUAGUGUUACACAAUCUAAUACUACUGUUGGAAACAUGGAGAAGAAAACCACGCUGAUCGAAAAUCUCUUGUCUCUUCAAGAAUCAGAGCCUGAAUUCUACACAGAUGAUAUCAUCAAAAGUAUUAUGCUGGUUGGUAUCCUGUUAUUUUGGCCUUCUUCUUUUAGAAAAUAAAAGAAAAAUAAAAAAAUUAAACUUUCAUCUAAGUUUGAUGUGACUGCUUACAUUUAGAGUAGAUAUAUACUCUUAUCAUGCGGACUUCUUUUCUUUGUUGUCACUUUCAAAAACGUGAAUUCCAUGUGCAUCUCAUCUAGGAUUGAUUAGUCAAUACUUGUCUCUUAAAGUAGAUAUAUUCAAAAUUAGUGCUCUCAUUUCAUUCUUUUUAA
This is a messenger RNA of Nicotiana tabacum (common tobacco), 1301 nucleotides long. Lineage: Eukaryota; Viridiplantae; Streptophyta; Magnoliopsida; Solanales; Solanaceae. The record is from RefSeq and is a predicted model, not a curated record.